Messenger RNA from Bipolaris maydis ATCC 48331, 495 nucleotides. RefSeq lists its product as uncharacterized. The record is from RefSeq and is a predicted model, not a curated record. NCBI's taxonomy places the organism in Eukaryota, Fungi, Ascomycota, Dothideomycetes, Pleosporales, Pleosporaceae.
AUGGUCAACUUCAACCUCGCGCAUACCUCGCGAAUCAACCCAGCGGGCGCCACACCGGUCCUUACGCAAGCCCAACUCUGGGCUGGCCUCCAGCGCAAAAUCCGGUUUGCACAGGAAUUCGUGCCCGUGAUUGAGAGGUGCACGGUGCUCGAGGAGAGCGCAGAUGGCGUGGUGACGCGUGACGUUGUGUUUAAAAAGGGCAUGGGACCGAAAGAUACAGCUCGCGAGGUAGUGAGGGGGUUUUGGCCGACUUGGGUCGAUUUCGAACAAGAAGAUGGAACUCAUAUUCGCAAUAUCAUUUCUGAUGGUGCAUCGGGCGAGGUCGAGGAUCUGCAUAUGACGUAUGUGUUUGAGUUUCGGUUGCCUAAUGUGCAGGAAGGGACCGAAGAGGCAGAGAAGGAGUUGGCGAAGCUCAAGGGGAUGGCGAAAAAGGCGGUGGAUUCGAGUAUUGAUGCUAUUAGGGAGAUGGUCAAGGAUGGGAGGAUCAAAGAGUAA